Messenger RNA from Mesocestoides corti, 540 nucleotides. Lineage: Eukaryota; Metazoa; Platyhelminthes; Cestoda; Cyclophyllidea; Mesocestoididae. The record is from the annotation of a GenBank genome assembly.
AUGACAAUAUUCUGUGGGUUCUGGAAUUAUGAAUCGACAUACGAUCGGUUGAAUUUUAGGAAGAUAAUCCAAAAACUUGUUAUCGUUAUCGUUUUGUUUAAAACAGGAGCAGUGACGAGCUCUAGUGCGCUGCGCGGGGUGGCCAACCACUUGCGAAACCGCCAACAAAGAGUGGCUUUCUUUGCCGGACUCCAGCCAAACAUUGAAGAGAUGCCACCAGGUCAACGCGUGGUCAUGACGCACGUCUUGACGAACGUGGGCAAGGCAUACGACCCAACUAAGGGCCAAUUCUGUGCCCCAGUCGACGGUGUUUACUCUUUCCUAGCGGCAGUCCGCUUGAUGCACAAUGACAACCAUAUCUUCGACGUGUGGAGCGACAGCUCUCCCUGGUCAACGGCAACUAACCAGGCGAUUCUGACAAUGAAAAAAAAUGACUGCACCUGGCUUCAACUCAGAGAAUCGGCAUUCUACCUCCAUGGUUAUAUGUACUCAACAUUCGCGGGCUACCUUAUCUUCGAAUACCCUGUAGAUCAGACCUGA